AUGGGUGGAAGAAAAGGGAGAUCUAUAGGAUGUCCUUUAGGUCCUUCUUCCAAAAAAAGAAGACAACCAGAGCCACAAGGUUCCAGCCAGAUCAUUGCAGAUUUGGAUGCCAGCGAGGCACGUUGGGUCGACCAGCAGUCUCAACGCUUGAACAACCGACCAGUGGCGCCUAACACUGCAAUGCAACAUGAACAACUACAGCCUUCAACUUCCGACCAAGUCGAACAUGCUUUUGAAUGGGACCAGAUUUCCGAUAUCAAUCCAGAGGAAGAAUAUCUCAUCAAUCACAAUAUCCCAGACGACCCCACUGAAGAGCCACCUGAAGUUACUAACUUUGGUGACUACGUGAAAGGAUCAUCAUACAAACGAAAACAAAUCAAAGAGGCCAGGAAUUGGGCCAAGGUUCCAAGCGCACCACUCAAUGGGGGCUAG
Molecule: messenger RNA, 432 nt
Organism: Melampsora larici-populina 98AG31
Lineage: Eukaryota; Fungi; Basidiomycota; Pucciniomycetes; Pucciniales; Melampsoraceae
Exons: 2
Coding region: 1-432 (143 amino acids)
Source: RefSeq, a predicted model, not a curated record